Molecule: messenger RNA, 2134 nt
Organism: Argiope bruennichi
Lineage: Eukaryota; Metazoa; Arthropoda; Arachnida; Araneae; Araneidae
Product: sulfotransferase 1C4-like
Exons: 2
Coding region: 152-1117 (321 amino acids)
Biological process (GO): sulfation
Cellular component (GO): cytoplasm
Molecular function (GO): sulfotransferase activity
Source: RefSeq, a predicted model, not a curated record
AGAAUAAUAAUGAGAGGCUAUGGAACACGUGAUAGUUAUUAAAUAAAUAUAGGGUGAUUUUUGCCAAAAACAGUAGUCUUGCUUUGGUCGCUUUCAGAGUUUAUCAGUUUCAAUUAUUUCUGACUAGUCGUUUUCUUUCAAAAAAGCAAAAAUGCCGCAGAAUAUGACAGAAGAGGAAAUGAAGAAGGAAUCCUGCGUCCUUCUUUUAUUUGUUAGAGGUCGCCCAUUCCCCGGUAGCCGAUGGUUUUACAAGGAAAUCAUUGAGGAGGCCUUGGACUUCAAACCUCGAGACACAGAUAUUCUAAUCAGCACUUUCCCAAAAUGUGGUACCAAUUGGAUGAAGUACAUCGUGCACACAAUCAUCACGCGUGGCAACAAGCCUCUGGAAUCCUCUCACCAACUUACUUAUGAAGCUGUUCCCUUUAUGGAUAUUAGUGGCAUGGAUGCCGUUAAUGCCCUGCCUGAUCCUAGACCCCUUCACUACCACCUUCCAUAUGAUCUUAUUCCUAAAAACCCCAAGGCUAAAUACAUUUAUAUCUUCAGAAAUCCCAAGGACACUGUUGUCUCUUUCUACCAUUUCACCAAACAGACCGAUGUGCUGGACAUUACUUUCGACGAGUAUUUCGAAACCUUUAUGAAAGGCUUGGUAGCUUAUGGUGAUUAUUUUGAUCAUGUUUUAUCUUGGUAUGAACACAGGAAUGAUCCAAACGUUCUGUUCCUGUCUUACGAGCAACUCCAUGCCAAUACCAAAGAGCAAGUGCUGCGUAUUGCCAAGUUUAUUGGCGAGGAAUACUAUAACGAAUUGAUCAGCGACAAAGCAUUAGCUGAUAAAGUCCUGCAUUUAAUCAGUUUUGAUAGCAUGAAGAAGACCCUGAUGAAAGAAGCUCCAGGCAAAACUGAAUAUGAUCUAGAAUCCAAUGUCAUUGACACACCAUUCCAAACCCCAGGGCCCAGAUAUGAGGUGAAAUAUCUGAGAUAUUUCAGGAAAGGUAUCGUUGGAGAUUGGAAGAAUCAUCUGUCACCUGAGCAGAACCGUCGAAUGGAUGAGCGCAUACAGGAGAAAUUCGGAGGUACUGAAAUCAUUGACAUGCUAAAAGCAAAAAAGGACUGGCUAUGAAUGUUCAUAGUAGGGAUAAAUAUAUGUUAAGAAAAAGAAAGGGGGAGUUGUCAAGAGAAUUUUUCUUAAACAUCAUUUUUUAUAUGUUGGUAAUUUACCUUUUCUACCUUGCUAAAAUUUUAUAAAGGUAAAUGCUGUCAAAUAUUAAAUGUUAAGAAAGCACAACAUGAAGUUGUGCAAAACAUAUUUCUUUAGCAAAUGAAAAAUUUGAAUUUAAAAACUUGGCAACAAGUAUAAGAAAGGGAAAAAUGACUUUUAAACCAAAAUACUGUAAUGAUAUCAAUAAAUUUUAGAAAUAUAAAAAAAAAUUGAUUAAUUAAUCAUAAAAGAAAAAAAUUAAAUUCCAUAUCACAAUACCAUGAUUCUUCAUUAUUUAAUCCAUACCAAAAAUAAAUUAAAUUUUUUACAUAAUAAUGUACAUUUUUUCUUAUUAAUUUUGAUUAUUAUUUUUUUAUGAAUUUAAGCAUAUUUUAAGGAAAAAUACUGACACGCUCAGUUUAAAAACCAAGAUUUAAGAAUAUGGCUGCCUUAACUUGUAAUUUGAACAGCAGGAAGAUACUGCAUAAUAUUAUUUGAUGUUAUACAAUAUCAACGAUAUUAUGCAAUAUCUUGUACUACUUUGGAGGUGGAAGAAAAGUUUAUUUAUUAUGCUUUAAAGUUUUAAGCAAGUUAUGCCUUAAUGUAUAUAAGAGGCUUAAAUGCUUGCUAAUUAGAAUAAUGCACACUUAAUCUGGCAAUUAGAAAAAGCAUUUGUAAAAAUCUAUUGAUUGCCAUGAAAGUUUAUGUAUUUUUACAUUUUUGUUUUGAUAUAUAAAAUGAUUAUAGAAUAUUAAACAUUUCAAUUUUUAGAAUUGUUCUUAACUAAUGUUGGUGUCAAUGUUUGAGUUUAUUUCCAACAAUGUUGAUAUUAAAUUUUUGUUAUAUUUUGUAGUUUGUAGAUGUAUUGUGCUUUUGACAUGAAAUGAAUUUAUGAAAUUUUUUAUGCAAUAAAAAAAUGUGAUUAAACUCAGGUUUUAA